AUGGAUACGGGCGGAUGGAGAGAAGAAAGUUACGAUGAGGGAACGGCCGGUGGCUGGGGCGAGGCAUCGUUCGUGGAUGGUGACGAAGGCCGAAUCAGUGGAGAGCGUUCGGAGAAGUUCCCAUUUCCGACUUCGGUGAAAGAUCUCAGUCGUUUGCCGAGCAAUGCCGAGAAAAUCACCGUUGGAAAAUUCUCGUUCACCAUGUUACGGACUGUUGGGCAGCUGAAAGCGGUUGUGCAGGCAGAUCGAGGGCAAACUGUGGAAUAUACACUGGCCGAUUUCCACGAUCCGGAUGUUGAAUUCCUCGUCAUUCAUUAUAAAGGCGUGGUGGCAAACGGUUUUGCAAAUUCGGAAGUUUUCAGCGAAGGAGUUGAUCUGUCCGUGGUUGGAAAAUUGCGAAGUUUCAGUGAUCGGCUGUGUAUUGUUGCUUUUGAUGUACGAGAGGUUAUCGACAAAAGUGAAAUCGAUGCGUUUCUUUUGGAAGUGCGCCUGGCGCAUCUUUAUUACGAAAAGGUACGAGAGGUCAUUGACAAAAGUGAAAUCGAUGCGUUUCUUUUGGAAGUGCGCCUGGCACACCUUUAUUAUGAAAAAGAUGUGCCGAGUUUAGCACUGAGGGGGCAGUGGAAUCUUUUUGAAGGCACAAUGUUGCAAGGAGGCGCAGAAGGCGAUGCGGAAACCAACGUAUGGAAAAAAACCGGGCCGGCGAUCCCAAAAGCACCAGACACUGCGGGUAGCGCAAUGCAUCAAAGUGGGCCCCGUUCAGCACCUGGCUUCAACUGUCGAGGUUUGACUGGACAGAGAGCUGAGGUAUGUUUCCAAGGGCAUAAUUCUAACAGGAUUUUAUUUUUUACUCUUUACUGCAGUAUGUUCUGGAUUUGAUA
Messenger RNA from Gongylonema pulchrum, 881 nucleotides. The record is from the annotation of a GenBank genome assembly. Lineage: Eukaryota; Metazoa; Nematoda; Chromadorea; Rhabditida; Gongylonematidae.